Plasmodium gonderi is the source of this 798-nucleotide messenger RNA. Its product is annotated as variable surface protein. Lineage: Eukaryota; Apicomplexa; Aconoidasida; Haemosporida; Plasmodiidae. The record is from RefSeq and is a predicted model, not a curated record. The transcript is spliced from 3 exons. Bases 1 to 798 code for a protein of 265 amino acids.
AUGGAAGCAAUUCAUUAUGGAUUAACAAAACAUUUUCCUAAAUGUAAUAAGUAUAUUGAAGAAUAUAUUAUAAAGCCUACAUAUGAGGCUAAUGCUUGUAUUAAUGGUCAAAUUGCUGCUAUGGGUUUAGGGAAUAAAUUCGAUAAAAAAAAAAGUAAUGCAGCAUUGUCAUAUGCAUCUAUGAUAAAGGGAAAUUCCAAAUACGUUUCUAAAGAAUCCCUUUGCCUUUACUUAUAUUAUUGGUUAGAUAAUGAAAGUAAGGAACAUCAUAUUACUCAGAUUGAUAAAGAUAAUAUUUAUGAUAAUUUAAUUAAGAUAGGAAAUAAUAAUGUAAAUAUAUGCAAAUCAAUUAUGUAUCAAAUAAAAAAAAAUAAUGAAUUAAUUGAAACAAUCAAAGCAAUACAUGACAUUUAUAAAAGUGUUUAUAUAUUAAAAGAUUAUUGUGAAGAUUAUGAUUAUGAUAAAUUAUGUUAUGUUGUUAAUGUUUUUAAUAAUGAAGAUAAAAUGCAAGAAAAAACUAACUCCUGUAAAGAUAUUAAACCUGUAAUACAGACCAUUUACAAAAAUAAUACUAUAGUUCCAAUUAUUAUUACAAUUUCUGUAAUGUUGAUAAUUCUUAUAUUUAUUUUUAUUAUUAUUAAGUUUAUCCCACACCGUUCAUAUAUGCACCGUUUAAUAAGAAGAAUAAUAAAUAAGAAUUAUAAUAUAAAUGAUGAAUGGAAUAUAAUAAAACCACCUGGAAUAAACAGUUUUAAUAUAGAUGAUUGCAGAUACGAUAUACUAUACAAUCGUGACUAA